GUAGUGUUCACACAGUACCGCGUAAUACAAUGUCUAUUGUACGCAUGUCAAGUGACACUGUCUUAUACGUUAAUCAUGGUGGUGAUGACGUUCAAUCUGUGGUUAUUGCUUGCCGUAAUCGUUGGCGAGGCACUCGGUUACCUGCUCUUCAGUGCUGAGCCAUCCAGCGAAGAGUGUCUCUAUGAUGCGUCUAGCAACGAAAUGAGAGGUGCAUGUCAAUGA
This is a messenger RNA of Anisakis simplex (herring worm), 222 nucleotides long. NCBI's taxonomy places the organism in Eukaryota, Metazoa, Nematoda, Chromadorea, Rhabditida, Anisakidae. The record is from the annotation of a GenBank genome assembly.